This is a messenger RNA of Portunus trituberculatus (swimming crab), 1284 nucleotides long. Its product is annotated as WSC domain-containing protein 1-like. The record is from RefSeq and is a predicted model, not a curated record. Bases 44 to 943 code for a protein of 299 amino acids. NCBI's taxonomy places the organism in Eukaryota, Metazoa, Arthropoda, Malacostraca, Decapoda, Portunidae. Gene Ontology annotation, molecular function: sulfotransferase activity. The transcript has 11 exons.
GCGUCAGUAGGCGCCAGACUCAGCCAGGAUCACUCGGUGACCGAUGAGCUUCAUUAAAGGAAAAGUUUUUGGCCUCAGGAAUCUGAUGACCUUCGUGGUGUAUGGGUUGUUGAUCCUUCUCUUCUCCCUCACAAUGGUUCACUGGCACAGCCACAUUCAGCCACAAUUUUCAACUUUAUCACUUCGUAUAUUAGGUGAGGGUGAAGUGGGCCAGAACCAGAAGGAUGAGACUGGUGGGUUCCUGAGUGUCUUACAUCGCUCCGUUAAGAGAAAGCUGAUAUCUGGUGCCCUGCCCUUGUCCACGAGCAUCAAGUCAGAGUGGAAAUUGUGGGGAAACGAUUCGCAAGAGAGUCCCUGUUCUAGUUACACCACCAGCCUCAUAAAGAAAGGUUUCCUCGGUGAAGGCCGCCCCCUCUCUGAAACCCUCGUGAGCAAGACACACAAAAAUGUUCGACUAUCAUUUAAUUACCAUGCCUCCAGCAUCAGGCACCCCACCUUGCUGCUCAUCAGAAACCCCGCCAACGCUCUGAUCUCCUUCUACAAGUUCAGUAAGAGUCACAGUCACGUAGACCAGAUUUCAUACGAGCUCUUCUCUUCAGAGAACUUCCACAAGUUUGUGAAGACCAACUUGGUGAAAUGGAUGACUCUGGCCGUUACUUCACUUACGAUGAACGAUGCACCGCUAUACGUGCUGUACUACGAGCGUUUAUUGGAGAACCCCAUAGAGGAACUGACCAAGGUCCUCGCCUUCCUCGGCGUGCCCAUAGACGAGGGCAGAAUGGCCUGUAUCGCCUCACACUUAGAGGGAAGCUUCAAGAGGAAUGGCAGCAAGAAAAUCAACCCUUACACCGCCGAGGAGAAGAUUAGUUUGAUAGAGGCGGCCAAUGCUGUCAAUAGAACCGUCCAGGCAAUGGGUUAUUUGCCUCUUCCGACCUAUGAUUGAACUCCCGCCCCGAUCCACAGGCCCCUGACCCCCGUUUGUGCUACCAUCGGGUCAUACAGUGUAUAGUGCAAGGUCUUCACUUUGGCGAUGAGUAUGUUGUGGUUUGUUGGUGGAUUCUUAUAGGUUUAAUUUCAUUGUGUCAUUAUGUCCUCUUGAUUUGUUGCACCACUUUUUGUGAAAAUAGUCUCUUAUAUUUUGCAUGCUAUGAAGACAAGUAAUAUUUAUAAACUCUACCUAUAGGUAAUGUUUAAAAGCUCUCUCUAUGGGUAGUAUGUACAAACAAUCUCUCUACGUAAUGUUUAUAAACACUCCCUACAAAGUACAUGUCAAGAAGCAAAAUA